Prunus avium (sweet cherry) is the source of this 1054-nucleotide messenger RNA. NCBI's taxonomy places the organism in Eukaryota, Viridiplantae, Streptophyta, Magnoliopsida, Rosales, Rosaceae. The record is from RefSeq and is a predicted model, not a curated record.
GUUUUACGAGGAUGUUGAUCAAGUUCUAACGGAAAGUACAGGAACAAGAAAUAUUAAAGGCAUCAUGGUGAAGCUUCAAGAACCAGCUGAGAUAACCUUAAAUCCAGAAUGCUUCCGUAAUAUGUCUUUGCCACCCAAUUUUCAAGGAAAUCGUCUUGUUGUGUUCAGUAUGCCUCGCAGUCAUAUGAAACAAUUGGAUGGAUUUAAGUUUAAGCAUUUGCCAAACCUGACAUCUAUGGAUUUGAGGGGUUGUCAAUUCUUAGAAAAAAUCCCAGACUUAUCCGGAAUCCCAAACAUAGAGUACUUGAAUCUACGCGAUUGCACACGGUUGGUUGAGGUCGAUGAUUCUGUUGGAUUCCUUGAUAAACUUGUUGUAUUGGAUCUUGUUGGAUGCUUCAAUCUUACAAGGUUUGCAACAACACUUAGAUUGAAAUCUCUUAAAGAACUUGAUCUUGGUUAUUGCAAAAGGCUUGAGAGUUUCCCAGAAAUAGAAGUAGAGAUGGAAUCACUACGGAGAUUGGAUUAUUGUGAGAACCUUACAAUUACGGUGAACUCUCAAGUCUCAUCCAGCAACUCCGAAUUACAGCUGCUUCCCAACCUAUUUGCAUUUAGUCUCAAAGGAUGCAAUCUAUCAAAAAGUGAUUUCCUCCUGCCCCUUGAUUGCUGGUCCACAUUAACAGAACUUGAUCUAUCGGGAAACAAUUUUGUCAGUCUUCCGAGAUGCAUUAGCAAAUUUGUCAACUUGCGGAAGCUUGACUUGAGUGAUUGCAAGAGUCUUCUGGAAAUUCCAGAACAAGUGCUUCCACGAAGAGUAGAAUUCGUAUUGCUGGAUAACUGCACAUCAUUGGAAAAAAUUCCAAAACUGUCUUGGGUAUUGCUGGAUAACUGCACAUCAUUGCAGAAAAUUCCAGAGAUCUCACCGGGGGUUGAAUUGGAAUUGACUUUGACCAAUUGCGUUAGACUACACGGCUACGACAUCACAGAAAAUAUUUUUCUGAAUCAGGUUUCUGUUUCUUCUCCGCGUUCUUAUUUCCACAUUUAUCUUCCAGGCGAU